CGUCUUCAUGUACUUGGAAAGCGAUGAGCUGUAUAAUGGCGCUCUUUUUCCUUCUGGGUAGCGUCGUCCUACAGGCUUGUCUUGCUCGAUGCGAUGAUGGGCUCCUCCAUGAUUUUCAGGUUCACCCUCCUGUGUUGACCCCGAGCAGCACAGGAAAGAAUGAAUAUGGAUGCGUAGUGACGCAGACGCUGAUGGAAUAUGACUUUGCGAACAGCUAUGGAAGUCCAUAUAUUGGCGAGUAUUCUCCUCCUAACUGCGAUUUCAACCGAGUCGUAAUCAACUUCACGCUCACCUCCAAGGGCAGACAAUAUGAUCGGCUGGCGCUCAUGUAUUUCAACUCCACCGAGGUUUGGAGAACAUCGACGGCAGAGCCCACAGCAGACGGGAUCAUAUACAGCUACACCAAGGAGAUGCAGCAGUACCUUUCGCUGUGGAGAGAACCGCAGAAGCUCAUCUUUGACCUGGGAAACAUCGUUGAUUCUGUGUAUACCGGCAUUUUGAACACGACACUGACUGCUACUUUCUUCACGGUGCCUGAAACGACGGCAACAACCCCUGCCGACACAAUUCUGCCCAUCUCCAUGCUGGUAGGAGGGCAAAACAAAAGUAGUGUCGCGCUGCUGCCCACCGACAGUCUCGCGGUGUCAUAUACUCUUCCACGGAACAUGAAGCGGGCUGUGAUCAGUAUCUCGGCGUGCGGCCAGUCCGAUGAGGAGAUGUGGUACCAGAAUGUAUUUUCCAAUGCGGUGGACACCUUCGAGAGCGUCUCUGGCGCUCUACUUGGCGAUGGCCCGUGGCGCGAGAUCCAGGUGUGGAUUGAUGGUAUGCUGGCCGGAGUCUCCUGGCCAUUUCCUGUUGUGUUCACAGGUGGUAUUGUUCCUGGCCUGUGGAAGCCGCUUGCAGGAAUCGAUGCGUUUGACCUGCGCGAGCACGAGAUUGACAUCACCCCCUUCGUGCCGUAUCUAUCUGACGGCAAAUCUCACGAGUUCCGAAUAACUGCAGUGGGCGUCAAUAACGAGGGUUCCCACUCCACGAUCCUCAACACCACCACUACAUCCUGGUACGUGACAGGAAAGGUGUUUAUAUACCUGGAUGAAGACAACCAUAUCACCACAGGCAGCAUGCCUUCGGUCUCUGCGCCAGACCCAGUGCUAGAGACCACUCAGCAUAUUUGGACUAAUGGCAGUGGAUACAAUGAGACGCUGCUGGAGACCACCACUGCGCGCCGGUCCCUCUUUAUCUCAAGCACAAUCAAGACGGCCACAGGCAAGGAAGAAGAGGUCUCCUGGUCCCAGGAGAUCAGCUAUACAAACUACAACCAGCUCUCCAACUACGGGUGGUACCAGACCACCAUCCAAAACACAAUCGGCCUGGACAAGACGGGCGCGAGUAUCGGGUAUUCCAACGCUUACGAGUAUCCCAUUAACUGCAACUGGACGUACGCAGAGAAUGGCACAGCAGAGGCCCUGUGGAGCAAUACCACGCGCGGGCUCGAGUUCACCAUUACAGGACCUUCGGUGUUUCCGGAUGGACUGCAGCCCUACCAGCUCGUCAGUUCUCCGGCGGGCAGUGGCAAGAUAGCUCUCUCGGUGCUGGGCAAUGUCGUCUCUGGGUCGACCCUCAAAACAACACAGUCCGGUACAGCGUACUACUUCAACACGGAUCCUAGCACCACCGCGCCGCUGUAUAACUUUGGGAGCUCAAACCAGACCAUGGAGUUCCAGGCGGUUUGGGAGGAUCGCGGGGAGGUUUACAGCCGCAUUGUCCACUCCAUCAAUGAUACCAUCACAGUGGAUGAGCAGACCUUCCAGCUGGGCAAGGUUGAGCGUUAG
Messenger RNA from Penicilliopsis zonata CBS 506.65, 1832 nucleotides. RefSeq lists its product as hypothetical. The transcript is spliced from 4 exons. Bases 24 to 1832 code for a protein of 602 amino acids. NCBI's taxonomy places the organism in Eukaryota, Fungi, Ascomycota, Eurotiomycetes, Eurotiales, Aspergillaceae. The record is from RefSeq and is a predicted model, not a curated record.